This is a messenger RNA of Symbiodinium sp. CCMP2456, 1497 nucleotides long. NCBI's taxonomy places the organism in Eukaryota, Dinophyceae, Suessiales, Symbiodiniaceae. The record is from the annotation of a GenBank genome assembly.
AUGGCUAUCGUGCCUGUAGCGGAGCCGGCCGCUUCGGAUAAUCAGGGUUCUUGGUGGGCAGGGCUCCACGAAGAGUGGGAGAACACCCCGCUCUUGAGGGAACGCAUGCGCAAGGGAUUGCAUCUGCUGAUUCCGCAUCCUCUUUGCAAGGAUGAUAGUAAGCCAUCGCCUGAUUUUGUGGAACGUUCGGUGCACAAUUGCCGGCAAAACAAAGAUGUGUUGAUUCCGGCGAUGAAGCGCUGGGCGGCCCACGGCCCAGAGACUGUGCCACAGGUAGACUGCCUUUAUCAUGAGGUGGAAAAGCUCUUCCAGACUUGUUACCGGGAAGACUUGACCCCUGGCGACACACACAUGGAUGCCUGGACGCUGCGAAAACUCAUGACAUUGGUCAAGUCCUUGCUAUCAAAGAACAACCCACCCAGAGAUGCGAUAAUGGCCGAGAUUUUCCUUGCCUUUGGCUAUGAAAUAACGGUCCGAGAGCAUCUCGAACCAUCCGAAGAGCCCGAGGUGCUGGAGCCGGCGCCCGUGGACCUCAUGGAUGUGCAGGAGGAGCAUUCUGAGUCAGAGGAUGAACGGGAAGAGGAUGCUUUGAUGGAUGCUGGGGAUAUUGGGGGGGAUGGGCUCCCUCUUGAUACCCUCCCUUUGGGCGAGGCCUCCAAGAUUGCUUCUGAGCGGCGGGAAGGCCGCCCCGUUGCCACGCCGCAGAUGCGGUCCUGCAAUCCACCCCAGGUUGAAGUUCCCCCUGCUCCGGUCGCGACUCAGUCCUACGAGCAUCUGGGAUCUUUGUCUUCGCUGUGCGAUGCUUUUGAUGGCAAUUUACAUAUCGGCGAGACUGAUGCCCCAGAGGAGUCUUUGGAUGGCGAGUGCAUUGCUAUUUCAGAUGAAGAGGAAGCCCCUCCGAUCAACCCGGAAAAGGAUGUACUUCUACGUCGAUUGCAUGAACUACAGAAAUGCCAUGAAGCUGCCCUUCGACUUCGUGCAACUCCCCCGACGGAUACCUUGCCUUCUGUUCCUGCUCCCCCAUUAAGCUUGACAGGUUCUGCGAUGGACGCCGCUGAAACCCAGAUCCAACUUGAAGAGCCUCUGGAGCUCUCUGAGGAAAAAGUGUCGGGGCUUCUUGAGCCCACUGAGGACGAGCCUGCGGAGGCUCCAGAGCCCAUCGAGGAAAAGCCAUCGGAGGAGCCUCCAGAGCCCAUCGAGGAGAAGCCAUCGGAGGAGCCGGUCGAGGAUGCGCUCCUGUCAGGUCUUCCCGAUCUUGGUGUUUGGGAUGGUGUGUCACGGAGGGACCAGCACUCGAUGGUGGCAGCUCGGAAAGAGGCCAGGGCAGCCAAGAGGAGCAAGAAGAACGAGGGCGAUGCAGGCGAAACCAAAGUAAAAUCGAUUCUCAAGAAGGGGAAGAGCCUUCGGCGCAUCAAGGGUAUUAAGAAGCGACUUGGGAAGGCUAAGCUAUCCAAGCGGGCCAAGGCGGCCAAGGGAACGACCUUGGCUUCUGAGCCG